UUUUUUUUUUAAUGAUUGGGGCAAAUGUAGUUCAGGAGAGUAAGGCUGUGAUGUGAAAGUGGAUAGGGGAAUGUGUAUGAAUGGAGCUGAGGCUGAAACUCCACCUCCCAGUGAGAAUCCCCUAUUAGAGCAUUAGGGACCUGGCAAGUAGGAGACACAAGGAGAGGCAGCUCCCACACUCCACAUCUCAUGCGGGACAAACAGGGUUACUCACUGACACAACUACAAGCAAUGUCCUAGGGACCUGUCCUCAUCGUCACCUAUUCUUCCUGGCUGUGGAGAUCCUGUAGAAGCGCAGGAUCCCCGGGUUAAGGAUCUGGACAGCAGAAUUGAUCUUUUCCUGGAACAAGGACCUUUCAGUGGGUUGGAGUGGAGCAACCUUCACUACAGUGAUCAGAUGGGGUCAGAUGUGCGGGAUAUGAAUGCCCUUCUCCCUCCUGUCUCCUCUCUGUCCGGGAACAGCAGCUGCAACAUGCCAGUCAGCAGCAAUGGUCAGUGGGCACCGGUCCUGGACUUCCCCCCGGGGGCACCAUACACCUCCCUCACCUCGCACUCCUUCAUCAAGCAGGAGCCCAGCUGGAACCCGGACCUGCACGAGGACCAGUGUCUCAGCGCCUUCACUGUCCAUUUCUCCGGCCAGUUCACUGGCACUGCUGGGGCAUGCAGGUAUGGGGCAUUCGGGGCGCCCCCUCCAAGUCAGGCACCCACUGGGCAGGCCAGGAUGUUCACCAAUGCCCCUUACCUGUCCAACUGCUUGGAGAACCAGCAGAGCAUCAGGAACCAAGGUUACAGUGCAGUGGCUUUUGAUGGGACCCCAAGUUAUGGUCAUACUCCAUCUCACCAUACAGCGCAGUUCUCUAACCACUCCUUCAAACAUGAAGAUCCCAUUAGCCAGCAGACGUCUCUGGGAGAUCAGCAGUAUUCCGUGCCUCCUCCAGUGUAUGGCUGUCACACCCCUACUGACAGCUGUACAGGCAGCCAAGCUCUUCUACUGAGAUCUCCAUACAACAGUGAUAAUCUCUACCAAAUGACCUCACAGCUGGAAUGUAUGACAUGGAAUCAGAUGAACUUGGGUAGUUCUCUGAAGAGUCAUGCGGCAACCUAUGAAAAUGACAGUCACAGCGCUCCAAUGUUAUAUAGCUGCGGAGGUCAGUACCGGAUACACACGCAUGGAGUGUUUAGAGGCAUACAAGAUGUCAGACGUGUUCCUGGAGUGACCCCAGCUAUCGUCAGGUCAGCAGCAGAAACCAAUGAGAAGCGGCCUUUCAUGUGUGCAUACCCUGGAUGUAACAAGAGAUACUUUAAGCUGUCCCACCUGCAGAUGCACAGUAGAAAGCACACAGGUGAGAAACCAUAUCAGUGUGACUUCAAAGACUGUGAGAGGAGAUUUUCUCGUUCCGAUCAACUGAAAAGGCACCAAAGACGACACACAGGCGUUAAGCCCUUCCAGUGUAAAACAUGUGAGAGAAAGUUCUCCAGGUCUGACCACCUGAAGACACACACCAGGACUCAUACAGGUAAAACAAGUGAGAAGCCUUUCAGCUGCAGGUGGCCCAGCUGUCAGAAAAAGUUUGCCCGGUCAGACGAGUUAGUCCGUCAUCACAACAUGCAUCAAAGAAAUAUGACCAAGCUGCAGCUCGCGCUUUAGGUGGUGGGUCAAAUGCCCAUUGGACUUAAACAUCUACUGUAUAAUAUAUAUAAAGCUUCAGGCUCGCCCAAUCAGAGAGCUCCUCUGAUGAUAACGAAGAGAUGGGAUUCUGUUCAGCCGUCGUACAUGAGGGAUGACCUGCUUGAGAAGAAGACUGUUCAUCUGUAGGACAGAAUGGCUAGUAAAUGAUUGAGUAUUUGGCAUCAUUAUCUCUGUGUCGUGUGUAAACCCUAUUUUACUUAUUUAACUUGCGGGGAUGUGAUGCAGUCUGCAGCAUGAACAACAAAUAUAUAAAGGUAGCAGUGUUUUAGUGUUAUUGUGUUGUGAGGUAUCAAAGCCUCCGCUUUUCCAAUGAGGAACAAAGCAAUGAUCCCCGUUCAUAAUUUUUUAUUGCCGACGUUCAACUUUAACAUGUAACAGUAUAAGAAGAAAAGGAUUAUAGCACCUUAAUAAUGUAUAAAAUCUUGAAAAGCAAUUAAACGUACUUUAAUAUGUUACAUAUAUGGUAAUUUGGGGGUGGGGUGGGGGGCUCCAACAAUACUUAGUGGGAGAUGUAUCAGAGAUUAGAGAGAGAUAAAGUACCAACCAAUGAGGUCCUGUCAUUUUUUACAGACUGUGUUUGAAAAAUGACAGAAGCUGAUUGGUUGAUAUUUUAUCUCACUCCACUUUAUCUCUUUCCAAGCUUUGAUACAUCUCCCCCUUAUUCUGCCCUUUGAACACACACAGGGAUCUAUUUACUAAGCCUUGAAUGGAGAUAAAGUGGUUGGAGAUACAGUCCCAACCAACCAGCUCCUAUCUGUCAAUUUUCAAACACAGCCUGUGACAUGACAGUUAGGAGCUGAUUGGCUGGUACCUCAUCUCCGUCCACUUUAUCUCCAUCCAAGGCUUAGUAAAUAGAUCCCAGUGCCUGCCUCAGCACUUGGCCUAUGCACAGAGACAGCCAGAGAUUGUCUAUGUAGUUAUUCUCUGUAGGACCAGUACCUUGGCUUUAGAACCUCUGGCCACACAUGGACUAAUCCGGCUGCUCUUCUGGGGGCAAAUUACAGGAACACCUUUCAACUGAGCUACACACUUUUGGGCUGAGUAGUCACAUGCCUUUGGGGCCAAUUAGCAUGUAACUGCAGUUAAUAGUCAUCUGUGAAUGAUUUACAAAUGUCACAAAAUGAUCCAUCCGUUUGGCUUGUGCACAAAAUUUGGGGACCAGAACCACAUCGAUAUCAAACCAUUUUCAUAAUAUUGGUGUCAGAAAGAGAUUUGGCAUGCAGGGGUCAAAAAAACAUUGUGCGGUAUAAAUAGGUAUAUUCACACAUAUGCAGACCUGUACACAUCUCAAGAUGUGCCUGCAUCUGCUUGUGAAGCAUAGGCGCCUGCUUUGCUACAUGUCGUCAUCGUCCUAGAGUUCUUGCACUUACCCAAUGCUGGGUGCAAAAGAUACAAUUCCAAAAAGGUGUAUAUUCAUUGGUGUCUAUGUCUGCAUAGGAUGCAUUUGCGUGGACACACCCUACCUGAGCUUUGUCUACAGGAGAACACCCCUUCACAGACAACCGUCAGUUCUGCCUCAGCGGUCGUAAGUGUAGCUGAGAACAAAAUGCUGAGGACAUUGCAAUACUUGUGUGUGGCAAGUUUUGGAGCAUGCACAGAUGCAUUCUGGAAAUCGGCGUACAUUCAACUCUGCAUAAGUCCCUUAAUGUUAUAAUCAAAAAAUUACACUUGUUUCUUAAGGGCAAUCCAGGUCCUGAUAUAUCAAGAAUCACAUUUUUUCAGCUUUAAACGAAUUAAUUUCAAGUUCAAGAAAGAUAAAUAGAAAAUAUAUGUGGGACAUAAUACAAAAAUAAUUAAUGACAUAUGAAAUAUAACACUACAUCUAAUAAGAAUUAGGCAAAUACUGGAAGGAAACCUAAAUUAUUACUCAGCACCUUACUGCCAAGAAUCUUUCAUAGGACGAGAAUCACUGGCAUUUUCCUAAGAGUAACUUGGAAUGUCCUAAAAUCCUUAGGAGAGUAGGAUCCAGGGUUCAUUUUCAGAAUAAAAUUAUAUACGGGUGUACGUAGGAUUCCCUACUCAGAAACCCUUCAAUCAAGAUGGCUCCGAAAACCCCCCAACAAGAAUAAAGUACAUAAUAGUUACUGUUUCAUUAUAAUGUUGUCAUAUACAUGUAGACACAGGGGGUAAUUCAGACUUGAUCGUAGAGGUGCUAAAUUUAGCACAUCUACGAUGACUUUCACAGACAUACUGGGGGACGCAGCCGCCGCGGCCCGCCCCUCCCCCGCAUGGUCCUGCGUUGCCCGGACCGCGCCCCCAACAUGGCAGCCCAUCGCCGCCGUCCCGCCCCCUCCCCUCAGGCAGAGGCAAUCGUUGGGCUGAGAUGCCGAUUGCAUCUCUGCCAUGCGCCGGUGCACUGCGGGCACUGCACAUGCGCAGUUCAGACCUGAUUGCUCACUGUGCGAAAACGCAUAGCAGUGAUCAGAUCUGAAUUAGUCUCAUGGUCACCAAGUGUCUUCACCUGCAGUCACUGUGAGGAACACUACUACACUACUUAAUAAGGAUGUGUAGUGAAAGACAAGUAGAUGCAAGAUGCACACAAAAGCAACUAACAUGCUAAACGAUAUAUGCUAUACCAUUAUAUGCAUUUUAUUACUUUAACUUGAAUAAUUGACAAUGUUGCAUGAGUCUUUGAGAACCUCAGAUGUUCUCCCCUGCCUGAAAAAUUCUGCAAUGGUUGGAGGCCACCUGGUUUCAUGGCUACCUCUGAUGGUUUUUAGUGUUGCAGUCCCGCUGAUAAAAGCUGUUUAUCCAGACAGCCUGACAGUGACAGCUUUUUCUGGAAGACCUAUUCACAGAACAUUAGGGGAUGCAUGUGACCCUCUCCUAAAACCAGAAACCUUGGUGAGAUAACCUGAAUUGCUAUAUAUUCUACAUGACAUAUUGAAAUUUGUUUAGAAAUAUGCUUUGUGUAUUAUCCCUUUCUCUUCCAAAACUGUUGAUACGACUGUUAAAAAUAAUGUCCUGCAUUCAGUUAUACCUCAGUUAUUUUUGGGGAAUACAUUUUGAUAAGUGUGUCCUCUCUCUAUCUACUGAUGAAUCUACUGAUCUUCAGUCAUGGAGACAUCGCUGGUUCUAUUUUUCCACUUAUGCAAACCUGGUCCUGAGAGGCUUGUGACACAAGACGGGCGACGUACGAAGCCUUGGAGAGAGAGAAAGUAUCAACCAAUCAGCUCCUAACUGCCAUGUUACAGACUGUUUUUGAAACGUAGAAGCUGAUUGGUCAAUACUUUAACUCUCUCCACUUUAUCACUCCCCAACUUAGUACAUCUGCCCCAAAGGUGUGUUAAACUAAAAUUUGUCUUCAUGUGAUCAUGAGAUACUAAACACAUUUUAAAGUGUGGUAUUAGCACUGAAAAUCAAAUUAUUUAGGGGGAGAUUUAUCAAAGCUUGGAAAGAGAUAACGUGGCGAGGUAUGAAGUACCAACCAAUCAGCUCCUGUGAUUUUUCAAACACAGUCUUUAACAUGACAGUUAGGAGCUGAUUGGUUGGUAUGUUAUCUCUCUUCAAGCUUUGAUAAAUCUUCCCUUUAUUAAUUGGUGUUAUUCAGAAGAUUGAAUCAGAAUUUAACUAUGACAUUGGUUGCAGAGUCCAUGUUUCAAUCCAUCCCAUGUUGCCAAGAGUACAUGUCUUUUAAUAUGUUUCACCAACCUACGUUUCAUACUGGCUGGAAUACAUCUCUCUUUUGUAGAUGACCAACUGUCAUCUACAUUUGCAUCAUCAGAAUAGUAGUUACAUAAAAGCUGGUGUGCUGAAGCUUCAUCUUCUAUAUCUUAGUAGGCCCCAGUGAAUGUUAGACAGUCUAGAACUCUGUAAUGCAAUGUAAUUGGUUAAUACGGUAAUCAUGCCAUACUAGAGUGUGUCUAAUUUUUAUGGGGCAAUAUAGGAGUCCAAGAUUUUGCAGUUCCAAAACUGCAUAAUGUGUUAGCGGGUGGGAUUUUUUUUAUUUUUUCUUAUUGAAUGGUGUAUUGAAGAAUUAUAUUUUGUAGACUUUAAUUUAUUUUACAGCUUCGGAAUGGGCGAUAUGCCAAUAACAUGCUUGGGGACCAAACUGGCUUUCCAUUUAUUACAUGGCACAAAAUUAUCUCCGGAAUGUUUCAGACUUCUGUCUGGGAAGAAAAUGGUAAAUGUUGCUGACAAUAGCAGCACAAUACCCAGAGUUCUCUUGGUGAAAUGUCAUCCAAGUAAAUGUCCAUUUACUGUCAUGGAUUUCAGAGGGAAGUUGUCACGUUCAAUUCAUGGAAGCAGUUUGACAUUUGUGAACAGUGUAAAGGCUUCACUGGUUUGGUGGCCAAUAAUUGUACAUAUGCUGCUUAAAUGGUAAUAAAAUGUAAUGAACAUG
This is a messenger RNA of Pseudophryne corroboree (corroboree frog), 6032 nucleotides long. It is a transcript of the gene WT1, whose product is annotated as WT1 transcription factor. The coding region runs from base 398 to 1648 and encodes 416 amino acids. The record is from RefSeq and is a predicted model, not a curated record. NCBI's taxonomy places the organism in Eukaryota, Metazoa, Chordata, Amphibia, Anura, Myobatrachidae. The transcript has 9 exons. Gene Ontology annotation, biological process: regulation of transcription by RNA polymerase II. Gene Ontology annotation, molecular function: DNA-binding transcription factor activity, RNA polymerase II-specific; RNA polymerase II cis-regulatory region sequence-specific DNA binding. Gene Ontology annotation, cellular component: nucleus.